Messenger RNA from Symbiodinium sp. CCMP2592, 4578 nucleotides. The record is from the annotation of a GenBank genome assembly. Lineage: Eukaryota; Dinophyceae; Suessiales; Symbiodiniaceae.
AUGGAUCCUGUGCCGGAUGCAGAUGUUUCCGGGAUUGAUAACUCGGAGGAGGAAGGACCUUCGCCUUCAGUGAUUCCGUUGCCCAAUUUUGGGUACCAGGGAGUCGAGAUCGACAAUGUUCUGCCAGAUCGAACUUCUACAGGACGGGACAUUCCGACGAUAGACUCUUCGUCUGCUUCCGAAGAUCGUGAGGACACUUCAGAAGUUUCGUCGGACAGUGAUCGAUCGAUUGCAGGCACAGCGAAUGCACCCCAGCUUACUUCGCGAGGUAUUGCUCGUGCCAAGAAUGCUGCUAAAGUUCCUAAGGGAUCAGUGGGACAAGCUUUGCAGCAGAGGAGGGAACAGAUGCUGGGAGCAGUCGAGAUGUGUAAGUCACCAGCAGAGACCAAACAGCCAGUUGUUGAUUCUGCUUCAGAUAUUGAUAUUCAGGUUCAACAGGACAUGGCAGAUCGUGCUGUUGCAAUGGCGACCACUCGCACUCCUGCACAGACAGGACUCAAGCGCAAGUCGCCAGCUUCCCCAUCGUCGGCUGCACCACCACCACCCCCUCCUCCACCACCUCCUCCUCCACCAGCGCUUCCUGCAGGUAGUGAUUGCACUCCGACACAGCCUCCGCAGUAUGCAGGUGAUCCUCUGCUUACGACCAGUGGUCAGGACGUGCAUUCUGAGUUGGUUUUGUCGAGGACAGUGGGUGGAGCAGUCAGUGUCAAGCUCAAGAGUUGGCAGGGACGGCUUAUCAUGCAGGCAGCUCCGGAGGACGAGAUUCGAAACAAUAUGAAGAUUCUGACUGACCUUUGCGAGGAAUCAGGUUUUCAGAAUUUGCCUCCUUUCGAACUUCACUGCUUUGCAACGAUGAUGUGCUGUUACACAGGAGAUACAUCCCGCAUGUUCAGUCGAGUGAAGUGUCAUGAGUCCAAGGCACAUGUUUACUGGAGUUUCGAUUUGACUGAGCGGUUUGUACCACAUGAUGAUUCUUCUGCUGAACUUCGCAACUUAUAUUAUUUUGCACACGGCUCGGACAUUGCAGGCGUACAAGGGAUAAUUCAAUCUCGGUUUUUGGCACCCGCCACACUGGCGGACGGCCCGGAGGCCGUAGGCCACUAUUCGCAGGCAACUCCGUGGAGCGAUGACAUGUCGUUUGUGCAGAUUCUUGAUAGGGUUACGAACUCUGCAAAAUGGGCUUGUCCCAUUAUCACUCAUGGAUAUGCUAGUGUUCCCGGCCAGCAUUUCGUUUUGAAGUCGGGCGGUGGAGAAGACGCCCAGCAACAGUGCCUCAUACAUGGGGUCGUUCACUUCAAACGGGACCACAAAUAUGUGAUUCACAGUGGAAGGAGCACAGUGGCAGGUUUCACAGUUCCUCUGACACAUGCUCAGCAGAUCCAGCGUGGUGCAGGCGUGGAGAUCUUUGAGGUGCCGUUACAUCGGGUGGUCUCAGGGGGCACUUCUAAUUGGGCUCUACGACAGAUCGCUCAUGGUCGUGCCGUGCAUUGGGAGAACUUUCGAUCCAAACAGGAAGGAGUGUUUGCGGGGGUCUUAAUGAGGGCACUUCGCUCUGAACAAGCAGAACAGGAGGGCACCGAUUUUGUUACCAUUCUGAAUGCUACUCAGAAGAAGUUGUUUCCAUCGUCGGAGCUUCAAGAUUGGUCUGCUCGCUACAAGACAAUCCAGAAAUUGGCCGAGGACCUGGUGAAGGACUUUCGUAAGCAUGCACCAGUUCAGACCAAUCAGACUUUGCUGCAGCGGCUUCAUGCUCUUGAGACCGAGAAUGCUCGUUUGAAGGGUAAGCCACCUCGUUCAGCGCAACCGGCUCUUCCUCGCCGCAGGGGCGCUCCCGCUUCAGGAUCCAAGAAGACGGAGCCCAGGAGCCCCAUGGACUUCGGCACAGAGGACCUUGCGGGUGGGGGUGAUGGCGAAGAAACCGCCAUGUUCAGAUCGCCUGCCGAAGACCCUUUUGAAGAAGACGAGGAGAAUCAGGACAAAGGCCCCCUCGAUGCUCAGGACACAUACUCGCAGUAUCUCCCGGAUCGUGACAGUACUCUCUACCUUGAGAGUUGCAGCUUGGAGGCCACAAAUCUUAAGAGUGUCAACAACUGGCUAGCAUCCACUGCUAUCGGAAAGGGCAAGAAUAAGGUGAUCGACACUGCAGUUUCCGAGUUUGUUGCUGCUUGUGCUAAGCUUGACGAUGGUAACAAGAAGCCAGUUGACAAAAUCGCAGUGGAAUGGGGUCUCUCAGUUUCUCUAGCUUCUAAGUUGAAUGAGAAGUGCCUCACUCGCUUGAUCGCGGGAGCCCAUUUGCUGGCAAACCACAAGACGAGGACCCAGCGAAAGCGAUUUGUUGUUACUUUUCUCCGAUGGUUCUCGCUGAUUCUCCCAAUCCUUUACAUUCUCAUGCCCCACAAGGUGGUCGACAGAUUCAUGUGGGUUCGUUCCCACAUCUUUUCGUGUGCAUUAUUUUCGAACGCUUUGCCUUGCUUUUCCACGGGCAUUUUCGUGCGCAUUCGUGAUCUUCUGGUGCAGUUUCGUGUACCCAAACACUAUCCAUGGUCUUGGCAUCAAACUUCACAUAUGGUUUAUCUUCGUGUGUCGGUGAAUCGACCGGCAACCACGGCGACUCUAUAUGUUGGAGCUACCAGGACAACCGUUCCAGGACGAGAAGCCUCCAGACGUCGUAAGUUCAUUCAGUUGGUUAGGAAACGACUAUCCUAUUUCGAGCCUGCACUCAAAGUGUUUCAUCGCCGACGUGAUUUCUAUCAAGGUAUUGUGUUGGCCCUAUAUCAGGACUCUGAUACUCUGUCAUUGCUCGCCACGGAAGCUGCUUUGAUUCGGACACUUAGGCCGGCUUUGAAUCAUCCAUGGGUAUUGGAUCUGUUGAAGUCUCUACGGAUCAAGCAGAACAGAUUCCGUUUGCCUCAAGCCAGAACAGGCCAUCGGUUCACCAAGAAGUGUCAGGCUUUGAUUCGACGUCGUCAUGGACUCUAUCAUCAGCAUCUCUUGAACAACAAGCAGGUGUUUCUCUCUCUCUAUCGUUUGGGCAGUGAUAGCUUGGAGAAAUUUCUGGAAUCCAGGAGACUUCGGUCUCAUCGUACACCUUUGCAGGAGUUGUAUCUCAGGUGCAGGUUGGUCAACAUGAUUGACGAACCGUUCAAAACCCGAGCUACUCAGCAGUUGCGAUUGAUCAUGGAGUUCCGACGAGGACACAUGCCGCCCACCAAUGUUCCCCUUCGCCUUCCACCUCUUGCACAUGAUCUUGCCAAGGAAGUAUGCAUGGCUCUUCGUAACCUUGUACAACAGGAACGAGUGUACCAGUUUCUCGACGUCAUGGACGACAGGACACUUGUUUGUUCAUGCGCGAGUGAUUCUUCCGAGUUCACCUCUGGCCUUCUUGAAUCUCAACGACACCUGUUUUUUGCCCACAGCACAAUGGCGGCAGAUUGCGAACAGGGAGAUACAACGAUGGUGCAACAGGUGGAGGUUACCUCGUAUGGCUGGGGAUGUCAGUGGAGUGCAUCUUUACCCAUAGCAAGGAUUCUGCCCAAACCCAGCAAGGACUUCCUCAAAGCAAGACCGAUCAUUGGAUGUGAUCAUUGUUGGCAUUCUCGUUUGACCACCUUUUUGGCCAAGGCGAUUUUUCAGAUCAUGUUGAUUGUUUUUCCGACUGGUUCCACCUUUAAUGUUUUGUCGGUUCAACAAGCAGUUCGCAUGAUCUGGCACUCGAUGAUGGGGCAUUCGGCAGAUGAACCCACCAUCAUGAAGCAACAGGACCUGGUGGGCUUCUUCAAUUCAGUACCACAUGAUCGCAUUCUGCAAUCUUUGCUUUUCGUUCUGCAGCUCCUAGAAGAUCGUUGGCACAAACCGUGGCAACAGCAAUCCUUGCAGGUUUCUGUUCGCAGCAAGGAUCCCAACUUUCGAGUCUUUCGUGGACGCCGCAGGUUUGCCGCGAGGAACACAAAGACGCUUCCCUUGGAGGACCUGCCUGAGUUAGUUGGGUUCCUACUGCGGUCCAGUUUCUUUCAAUGUGGCAUCCACACCUUCAAGCAGAUUCAAGGAGCCAGCAUGGGAUCGGCACUUGCACCAGUGUUAUGCACUCUGGUCGCUUCGACCACGGAAUUUCUGUGGCUUCGGAAUUUUCGCACCAUUCUGAAUAACAUUGGUUUUCAGACUGCCGCUCGAUAUGCGGACAACCGUGUCUUUCAUUUACAUGCAGGCAUUCAAAGGAACCCAUGGCUUCAACUACUUUUUCAUCUUGAAUUUUACGGCUCACCCAUCAUCCUGGAGGACGUGUUGACUGAGAACUUUCUAGGCACCACAUGUUCCAACGUGCAGGGCACCAUCACGGUGGUACAACCCACCGAUGCUUCAACCAUUCGCACGUUGCAGUCAGUUGGAAGGAAAGAACUCGUUCUUUCUGGUUUCUCAGCUAGGGUUCGCACGAUCAUCAGACUUUCACGACCGAUGCGCUUGAUUCGGCCACAGGUGGAGGACUUAGUUGAAAUCUACCGGGCCCAAGGCUUCUCACACAGCGUUCUUUCACCGAUUGCACACCACCUUUUAAAGUCUGUCGGCAUCCGAUUCACAUAA